Molecule: messenger RNA, 1672 nt
Organism: Argentina anserina (silverweed cinquefoil)
Lineage: Eukaryota; Viridiplantae; Streptophyta; Magnoliopsida; Rosales; Rosaceae
Product: cytochrome P450 CYP82D47-like
Exons: 2
Coding region: 1-1572 (523 amino acids)
Molecular function (GO): heme binding; oxidoreductase activity, acting on paired donors, with incorporation or reduction of molecular oxygen; monooxygenase activity
Source: RefSeq, a predicted model, not a curated record
AUGGAGUUUCUUUCUCAUCUACUAGCCAUUACUGGAAUUUUAGUUCUGCUUUUCUUGUUCCUAUGGAGGGUGAGAUUUCAAAAACACAAAAUCAAGGGUCUCACGAUGUCACCGGAACCCUAUGGCGCCCUGCCAAUUAUAGGUCACCUCCAUCAAGUAGGUGGCCAAAACCCACUUCACCGAACCUUAGCGACGAUGGCUGACAAGUAUGGUCCAAUCUUUACUAUAUGGCUCGGCAGGCACCGUACCCUGGUGAUCAACAACUACGAAGCCGUCAAGGAAUGUUUCACUACCAACGACAGAGUUUUCGCCACUAGACCAGCUUCUGCAAUGGGAAAACACCUUGGUUUCAACUAUGCCGUAUUCGCGCUCUCCCCGUAUGGAAAAUAUUGGCGUGACAUUAGAAAGUUGGUCGUGAGGGAGUUGCUCUCUAGUCCUAGGCUAGAGACUCUGAAACACGUACACAUCUCUGAGGUUGAUGCUUUUGUUAAAGGGUUGUAUUCACUUUGCAAAAACAAAGGACAUGAUGCUGCAAGCAAGGUGAUGAUCAGUGAGUUGAUUGAGCACCUGACAUUGAACGUGAUCACUAAAAUUAUCGCUGGGAAGAAAUACUUUGGUAGCGAAAGCGAUGAAUUUGGUGAAGAGGAAAAGAGGAUUAGAAACACUAUUAAGGACUUUAUGCAUACAGCCGGACGGCCAGUUCUUUCUGAUGUAAUUAGGUUUCCAGAGUCGAUAGAUUUCACCGGUCAAUUGAAAAGAAUGAAGAAUAUAGGUCGCCAACUAGACUCUUUGACGACAAGUUGGGUUGAAGAACAUCAUACAAAGAAGCAGAAGAGUGACUUAAGCAACCAGGAGCAGGAUUUCAUUGAUGUCCUGCUGGCUGAGAUCGAAAACGGUUCUAUGGCUGGCCAUACUAAGGAUACUAUUAUCAAAUCAACAGCAAUUACUCUCGUCUUUGCUGGUUCAGAAACCACUGCAACCAGCUUGACAUGGAUCCUCUCUUUACUACUAAACAACAGACAUACCUUAAAGAUAGCACAAGAAGAGUUAGAUCAAAGGGUUGGCAGGAAGAGAUGGGUGGCAGAUACUGACAUUAAAAACCUGGUGUACCUCCAGGCCAUUGUCAAAGAAGCACUGCGUCUGUACCCACCAUCUCCACUCGCUCUUCCUCAUGAAGCAAUGGAGGACUGCAAAGUUGGAGGCUUCCACAUUCCAAAAGGUACGCAUUUGUAUGUGAAUAUAUGGAAGCUUCAUAGGAAUCCAAGUGUGUGGCCAAACCCAGAAGUCUUUUCCCCAGAAAGAUUUCUUACAAGCCAUGCAGGCGUAGACGCUUCAGGUCAUCAUUUUGAGUUUAUUCCUUUUGGGUCUGGAAGAAGAGUUUGCCCAGGUAUUACCUUUGCAUUUCAAGUUGUUCAUUUGACUGUUGCGAGGUUGAUUCAAGGGUUUGAAUUGGCAACGCCACUGGACAAGCCAGUGGAUAUGACUGAAGGAUUUGGAAUUAGUAUGCCAAGGGCAACCGACCUAGAAAUUGUCUUAAAACCACGUUUGGCUUUUGAAUUAUAUCCACAAUAGGUAGCAAUUGAGAUCAGUACUAUGCUACCAUGCAUGCUUUAAAAGAAAAGUUAAGGUCGAGGUGUAGCUAGAAUUGUGAUCACUGCUUGGUCAUCUAGUG